Acaulospora morrowiae is the source of this 1446-nucleotide messenger RNA. The record is from the annotation of a GenBank genome assembly. Lineage: Eukaryota; Fungi; Glomeromycota; Glomeromycetes; Diversisporales; Acaulosporaceae.
AUGCUUACCUCUGUAACAGUUAAUUCGCUCCCACAACUCGUAGCCCCAAAGUCCAAAUAUUCAAAAAUCUCGCCCGAUUCGGAUAAUGUCUUGAGGAUUUUUCUCAUCCAAACAGCCCUAGGCCUUUUUAAUACAUCUGGUGGGUAUAAGGCAAACUACUACUUUCUGUCUUCCUUAGCGAAAAGAGGGCACAUCUGUCGGUCGAUCGUUCUUUGUUGGGAGAACGACCUGCUUGCUGCGGGAGUCGACUAUACGGAAGAACGUGUUUGUUUUGGUGAUGAAAGUAACGAGGUCUGCGUCUAUCGAUUCGUCUGGGGAAACGUUGAGAUUAUCGGUCUCGAACUGGAAAGGUAUCUUAAGAUUUUCCCGCGAAGUUCGCUCUCCAAGCCUCUAAAAAAUGUCGAAGACCGAUUGGAACGUUGGCUAGAGGAUAAAGAAACUGCCGCUGAAUAUGAUGCAUAUCGCCGUUUUAUAAUGAAGGAACUCACAUCUUUCCGUACGACGCACUUCAUAUUCAACGAUUCGGUUUCCCUUAAGAUCGCGUCGGCCUUGCCCCCCACCAUAACUCGAGUGUUUAUAUGUCACGCCUGUGAACAUCUAUCAUUUGGCCCGUAUGGUGGCGUACCAGGAUUUGGUAGCACUUCUUCCCAAACCGAGCUUCAAUGGUUGAAGGAGAUUGAAGGCGUAUGGGCAGUUAGUAACGCGAUCAAGGAUUAUAUCAAAGCAUACGGUAAAGAACUCCGUGCAACUCACCUUCCACUGCAUCCGGCAAUUUUCGGCGAACCACCAUUCAAGAGGUAUCACAACUUUGACUCUCCCUACGUCUUGGCCAUUAACCCGGGAAGUGUUAAAGGAUACGUCAUCUUCAAAGAGUUGGCCGAAAAAAUGAGUGAUGUUAGCUUUGCAGCUGUUAAGAGCUGGAGCUUAAGCGAAUAUCAAUUGGAUGAAUUGGGCAAAGUACCGAAUAUCAAAAUAAUGCCAAUGUUUAAAAACAUGGACGAAUUAUGGCCUCUAGCCAAGGUUCUCCUUGUACCAUCUAUUUGGUACGAAGCUUUCGGACUCGUAGUCGUAGAAGCCAUGCUGAGGGGUAUUCCUGUAAUAUGCUCGGACGUUGGUGGUUUGACCGAAGCCAAGUGUGGUGUCAAAUUCGGAACGAUCCACGUGAACGUGAUCUCCGGAGAACGUGAAACCGAUCAAGAUGUUAUAGAAAAGAUGGGCAUUUACAAAGUUCCGCCUCAAAACAUCGAACCAUGGGUUCAAACUCUGAGGAGUCUGUUGAAUGAUCGUGACACCUAUGAACAGAUUAGUCAAGAAUGCCGGGACAAAUCCAUUAAAUACAUUCAAAGCAUUGAUAGUAAAGUGUAUGAAAAAUGGUUGAGUGAUUUGAGGCGGUAUUCAGUUCAAAUCGGAUCACAAAGCAUAGUUGUGCCAGGGUUCCUAUCGUGA